AUGCAGUCUCCCAUAAUUUUUCAGUCAGAAUCCCGUCGUAUCAACAACAUGGAACCUAUAAAAGUCGAAGCAGUGGAAUUUUACGCGAAACCAAACUCGCAAGAGAAUCACACCGAAGAAUUCGAACUUCUAAGCAGCGAAACUCCGUCUCCUAUUUUCAGAAGGGGGUGCAAUUUUUAUUUUGCCCUCAGAUUUUCAAGGGAUUUUAUUGAGAAUGAAGAUGUGGUCAAAAUUUGUUUUGGAUUUGGUCCUCAGCCCACAGUUGUUAAAGGCACUAAAGCAAUUCUGCCUUUACAAGCAAAUAAAACUGAACUACAUGGAGAUCCAUUUUUUUGGAGUUUGGCUGUUUCAAACCUUACAGGGAACAUGGCCCAACUCCAAAUUCAUAUACCACCCCACGUGCAAGUAGGAAUUUGGAAAUGUACAGUACAAAGCAGUAUUGCUGGAAUGCCGGACCCAAAACUGGAAUUCAAUUGUCCUGAUGAUAUAUACGUUCUCUUCAACCCGUGGUGUCCCCAUGAUGGCGUCUACAUGGCGAACGAGAAAGAAAGAAAGGAAUACAUUCUGAAUGAGAACGGUAAAAUCUGGUGUGGGACAUUCAAAAACCCAACCGGUAAACCGUGGAUUUUUGGACAGUUCGAUGAAAUCUGUCUACCAGCUGCCGUAUUUCUUCUGGAAAAAUCUGGUUUGGCACCUAGUGAUAGAGGGUCGCCUAUAUUGGUGUCCAGAGCUAUAUCUGCUGUGAUUAACUCUGUGGAUGAAGGUGGUCUUCUGGAAGGCAAAUGGGAUGGACAAUAUGAUGAUGGUACCUCUCCACACGCCUGGACUGGGUCUACCAAAAUUAUGGAAAACUUCUUGCUUUCUGGUGGUGUUCCAGUCAAAUAUGGUCAAUGCUGGGUCUUCUCGGCAGCCACUGUGACUGUUUGUAGAGCACUUGGCAUACCUUGUAGAUCUACAACUAAUUAUGUGUCUGCACACGAUACAAAUAGGUCUUUGACAGUGGAUAAGUAUUUUGAUUUGUUUGGUGAUAAGAUUGAAAAUGGACCUGAGGGCGACUGUAAUGAUUCUUGUUGGAAUUUCCAUGUUUGGAACGAUGUCUGGAUGACUAGACCUGAUCUACCUUUAGGGUAUGGUGGAUGGCAAAUUAUAGACGCAACCCCUCAGGAAAUGAGUGAUAGCCAAUACAGAUGCGGUCCAUCUUCUGUGGAAGCUGUAAGACGUGGUGAAGUAGGAUAUCUAUUUGACACCACUUUCGUAUUUUCUGAAGUAAAUGCUGAUGUUGUACACCUACAAGAAGAUCCAGAAUCUGAUUGGGGAUUUAAAAGAACUUCCAUCAACAGAUACCAUGUGGGCAAAAAAAUCAUUACCAAACAAGUUGGAGUCUAUGAUGAUAAAGGCGACUUAGAUCUAUGGAACGUGACGAAAUUCUACAAAAACAAAGAAGGGACAGAGGCAGAACGUUUGGCAGUCUACAACGCUGUACGAGGGGUACCAAGAGCUCAACAAUUCUACGAAUUACCCAGCAAAGAACAGGAGGAUGUAUAUUUCGAUUUGAUAGAUAUAGAUACAGUACCUCUAGGUGACCCCUUUGAGGUUAUAGUGCAAAUACACAACCAAUCAAAGGAGGAGCGGAACAUAUCAGUUGCCUUAUCAGCAAGCUCGAUCUUCUACACUGGGGCAGCUGCUAAUAGCUUAAAAAAAUCACAAGGAUCUCUUGCGGUACCAGCAGGUGAAAAAGAGGUGGUUAGAAUCAUGGUAAAGCCUGAAGAAUACAUGAACAAGUUGGUGGACCAUAGCUUGAUAAAGAUAUACGCCAUUGCGAAUGUGAAGGAAACCAAACAAACAUGGAGUGAGGAGGAUGACUUUACAAUGACAAAGCCUGAGAUGACCAUAGUGCUUUCUGGGCUUUGUCGAGUCGGGGAAGAAUUCUGUGUAGACUUUAGUUUUACCAACCCUCUUUCUAUUCCUUUAACUCAAUGCUCUUAUACAGUUGAGGGUCCGGGUAUGGAAAGGGCUGUCACCACUCUUUUCAGAGAUGUCGAGCCAAAGGAACCAGUGACAAUACAACAAGUUUUUCAGAUUAAAAAAUCUGGGGAGAGAGCCAUUAUAGCUACAUUUACAUCUAAGGAAAUUCAGGGAAUAACAGGGUCCACUAGAGUAAUGGUUGAGGAAUAAUUUUAUUUAUGUUAAUGUUAUGUUAU
Molecule: messenger RNA, 2201 nt
Organism: Brassicogethes aeneus
Lineage: Eukaryota; Metazoa; Arthropoda; Insecta; Coleoptera; Nitidulidae
Source: the annotation of a GenBank genome assembly